UCGCUUAGUAACCGUUUAGGCUGGAGAGGAGCUGGGUGGCAGCUACAACUCUCUGCCAACUCUUUUAACAUCACCUAGAGCACUGAUUUCUCCUCGGAUAUUCUUAGCAGUUUCUCUCUGGACUGCAGUUCCUCUCCAGCUUAGUCCCAUAAAGCCUCGACUCAAACCCAUCUUCAAGUUCAGAAACUUCAGCUACAACCCAGAUUUUUUUUCGGUUGGUGGCUGCACCCCUCAGUCUUCUGUCCAGCUCCAGCUGGGAUCCUUCUUGCUUUCAAAUAAAGAAGGCAGUCCAGCCUCUCAAGCUGGACGAAGAAGAGACUGUCAGGGCCGGGAGGCCAGAUGAGGGCCCGGCCUUCGUGCUGCGACACAGAAACUCUAACCUCACAGAAAAUGCCACAAACUGCUCACCUGCAGGUCCCAUGAGUCCACAGGAGAAAAACACACCCAACACCUCAGGCUCUUCAACCAGUCACCUCAGCACCGCAGAGUGCCCCUCACACCAUGGCUCUGUCCCCGAGUGCCAUGAAGAGGAUGACAGAGGAGGAGAGGAGAGGGAUCAGAGUGAGGAUGAGAGAAGCAGCGACGAAGGCUUCAUGGCAAGAACUCCGUUGCUGCAAGCUCACCACGCCAUGGAAAGGAUGGAGGAGUUUGUACAUAAGAUGUGGGAGGGUAGGUGGCGCGUCAUCCCUCACGACGUGCUCCCGGAUUGGCUGAAAGACAACGACUUCCUGCUUCACGGCCACAGACCACCGAUGCCUUCAUUUCGCGCCUGCUUUAAGAGCAUCUUCAGAAUCCACACAGAGACGGGGAACAUUUGGACGCACCUGCUAGGCUGUUUGUUCUUCCUCUGCCUGGGUCUCAUGUACAUGUUCAGACCCAACAUGUCUUUUGUGGCUCCACUCCAAGAGAAGGUAGUAAUUGGGAUGUUUUUCCUCGGAGCCAUCCUCUGCCUCUCCUUCUCCUGGCUUUUCCACACAGUCUACUGUCACUCGGAGGGCGUGUCCAGAAUCUUUUCCAAAUUGGACUACAGUGGGAUUGCCUUCCUGAUCAUGGGCUCCUUCGUCCCCUGGUUGUACUAUUCUUUCUACUGCUCGCCUCAGCCCUGCUUCAUCUACCUGAUAAUUGUGUGUGUCCUGGGUCUGGCUGCCAUCACAGUUUCACAGUGUGACUUUUUUGCUACUCCACAGUACAGAGGUGUCAGAGCAGGAGUGUUUGUAGGUUUGGGUUUGAGCGGCGUGGUUCCCACCCUUCACUUUGUCAUCAGCGAGGGUCUGAUCAAAGCCACUACCAUCGGUCAGAUGGGCUGGCUGUUUCUCAUGGCGAUGCUCUACAUCACCGGCGCCUGUUUGUACGCUGCUCGCAUCCCAGAGAGGUUCUUCCCUGGCAAGUGUGACAUCUGGUUCCACUCCCACCAGCUGUUCCACAUCCUGGUAGUCGCAGGGGCUUUCGUCCAUUUUCACGGCGUCUCUAACUUGCAGGAGUUUCGGUAUACUGCAGGAGGCGGCUGCACUGAGAAUGGCAUGCUUUAACACACACAUAAACACACUCUGACUCACUCAUUCACUGACAGUAUACGAGACGGCACUGGCUCAUAUAAUAUGCACAGACCCUCACUCACUUCUCAGACAGAAGCGUACACAGAUCCCAUCGCUGCAACCGAAGACCACAGUGGCUUGCCCCCCAGGGGGCGCUGUUAAUCUGAGACAAAAAAUUAGCUUGUUCUCAUUUUGUCUGAGUUUUUCUACACCAACCACUUCUGGCUCUGUUUCUAUGGCUCAAACAUUUCUUCUACCGCAGCCUGUUGUGCUAAGCAGGUUGGGACGGAACGGGAGGUUAAAAACUCCUCUUUGUGUUUGCAUUGAUCUGAUUCUUGGAUUAAUGAACCAACUUCACAAGCAUUUUGGGUGGUGUGUUUUUUUCCCCUCUCCAUUGGUGAAUGCUGUUUUUCUGAGUCACUUUCUGAUGAGGUUUGAAAACAUUUGAGUGAAAAAGGCCUUCAGAGUUCUUCCUUUAUUAAGCUUUGUAAGUUAAGAUGGAUGGGACAAAAGGUUCAUAGUCUCUUUUAAUUAAAAAAAAUGUAAAUAAGAUUUCUAAACGUUUGGUUAUAGAUUUGUAUGAAAUUUAUAAAAAAAAUGACAAAAAACAUGUUAUAAAAUAAGAAUAAAUCAAUAUGUUACAUGAUAAUUAAAGUGGGGUAGGGGUGUCCACCCGUACGGUGGCAGGGAAAUGAAUAUGGCGGUGGUGGGAUUUCUUUCUCACAGCUUUAGAUUGUUUUUAAGUAAUUGAGAUUUGCAGGAAAAUUGACAAAACAUUAGCAAAAUAUUAGCAAUUGAUAUUUUGUCGCAGUUGUUUAGGGGUCACAUUUCUGGUUAAAUAAACAUUGACAAGUAGACCACUGAAUUUCUGUCUGAGCCUUGAAUACUGAUCCAAAAUCUUGAAACAAAAAUACAAGCAUAACAACAAAAGACAAAAACCAAUCUUUAUAUGUAGCGGCUUUAAUUCGUCCUUAUACUGUUAAAUUAUCUAUAGAAAUGUAAAUCUUAUUUCUGUUCUACCCAUAUAAAAUUAUUUUUUCUACACCCUCCUCUAAAUGAUUUAUUAAAACAUAUUAAGCCUACCCAGGAUAUUUUUAUAAGCAAUGCCUCGAUCAUAUCUAUUAUUUUUUUAUAAUUGCGAUCAAACUGCAGUCUCCUUAAAUACAGAUGCAGUUUGUUUUAAUCCUCAUCCUGAGUUUCUCUCAUUAAGGAUGAGGAUCAUUUCUUCUUGAAAAUGUUUUUUCAUUUAGAAUUUGUUUUUCUUUUGCGUUUUAUGUAUCCACUUUAAUGCAGGCUUUACUUUCAGGUUAUUUAUUUUCUUUGUUAGAUCGUAAUAAACACUUGGUGACCAAAGACAAAGUCACUUAUAAACAGCUAUGUUUAAUAUGACGUUAUCUUUUAAAAAGCUCCUGCUUCUUUAAGGGCUCGUGGUUAGUCUCAGAUGUUGAGACGACACUUGGUGAUUGAUAAAAAGUGAACUUUUCCAAUUCAAGUUUUCAGGUAAUACCAAAUUUUUACAUAUGCAUAAAAAAAGAAUCUUUUUUGGGCUUUUGUUCUGAAUUAUGUCUCAAUUAUUGUUUGAAAUUUAGGUUUGCUAGUUCUUAAUCAGCAAGUUGAGUGAUCUGCUUUCUCUUCUCUGCAUUAUAUAUUUUAUAAAAGAAGAAAAAGAUCUUGCUUUGUUCUAUUGUUUUUCUUCUCUCAUUUUCUGUUUGUUUUAUCAAUCUUAAUUUAUUUCUCUUGCAGAGAGCAUAUUGUCUGUUGAAGCACAUAUUCCAUUCUGAUGGGAGUGUUUGAUUUGCAAUAGACCUUUAUAUCUGCUGUAUUGUUCUAAUAAAAAGAUUUUUUGAACUCGA
Molecule: messenger RNA, 3388 nt
Organism: Xiphophorus maculatus (southern platyfish)
Lineage: Eukaryota; Metazoa; Chordata; Actinopteri; Cyprinodontiformes; Poeciliidae
Gene: adipor2
Product: adiponectin receptor 2
Exons: 9
Coding region: 420-1529 (369 amino acids)
Biological process (GO): adiponectin-activated signaling pathway
Cellular component (GO): plasma membrane
Molecular function (GO): signaling receptor activity
Source: RefSeq, a predicted model, not a curated record